Messenger RNA from Psilocybe cubensis, 1041 nucleotides. RefSeq lists its product as uncharacterized. The coding region runs from base 1 to 1041 and encodes 346 amino acids. The transcript has 7 exons. Gene Ontology annotation, biological process: steroid biosynthetic process. NCBI's taxonomy places the organism in Eukaryota, Fungi, Basidiomycota, Agaricomycetes, Agaricales, Agrocybaceae. Gene Ontology annotation, molecular function: 3-beta-hydroxy-Delta5-steroid dehydrogenase (NAD+) activity. The record is from RefSeq and is a predicted model, not a curated record.
AUGCCUGCAGUAUCUACCAACUCCAACUCCAAAGUACUCGUAACUGGAGCCAACGGCUUCCUUGCCCUAUGGAUUGUUCGCGUCUUGCUAGAACACGGAUUUAUCGUCCGUGGAACCGUGCGCACCGCAGACAAGGGUAACAAACUGAAACAAAUCUUUUCGACCUACGGCGACAAGCUCGAGUGGGUCGUAGUCCCAGAUAUCAUUGUUGAAGGUGCAUUCGAUAAAGCACUCGAAGACAUUGAUGCGGUGGUACAUUCAGCAUCGCCGGUGGUCGUUGAAUCCGAAGAUCCUGAUGCUGUGAUCAAACCGGCCCUUGGUGGAACAGAAAGCAUCUUUAAUAGUAUCCUCAAAUAUGGAACAAAGGUCAAACGUGUUGUCCUGACAUCUUCCAUGGGAGCUUUGAUUCCGAUCAUGACUGGCCCUGUUGUUCUCAAUGAAAACAGCUGGGGAGAUGACAUAGUCCAAUUGGUCAAACAACUGGGGAAAGCCGCGCCGCAAAUCACUAAAUACUGGGCCUCUAAGACGUUAGCAGAGCGAGCCGCUUGGGACAUCUAUGAGAAAAACAAACCGGAAAUCGGAUGGGAGUUAGUCGUCCUCAAUCCUUCUAUUAGACCAGUCCAGGAUUUCAGCACCCCAGCCGAGGCACCCCAUUCCAAUCAAAUGUGGUACAACCAUAUUGUCGACUUGGUAGAUGAGGAAGGAGUCAACGGAACAUUUGUCUACGUUGAUGUUCGCGACGUUGCCGAAGCUCACAUGUUAUCGAUCACGAAAGAGGCCGCAGGAGGAGAAAGAUUUGUGCUCUCAGCAGGCUCCUCUGGCUAUCAAAAGAUGCGCGAUACAGUUUUUGCUCUGAAACCAGAAUACUACACUUCCGGACUUCUUCCAAGGGGCAACCCAGACGUCCAAGGUGAACCUCUCAUCACCACGAAUACAACCAAAGCAGAAGAUAUUCUUGGAAUCAAGUAUAAGACUUUGGAAGAGACAAUCGAGAACACUUUGGCUGGCUACGAGGUGAAUGGAUUGGUAGGAAAGAAAUAG